ACAAUUCCGCUUUUUUUUCCUUUUGACCCUGCAGCAAUGGCGGACCCAGCACCAGCCGGUGAUCGCGGUGGCUUUCGUGGCGGUUUCGGGUCAGGAGGGCGUGGCAGGGGCCGCGGCCGUGGACGCGGUCGUGGGCGAGGUAGGGGCCGUGGCAAGCCCGAGGACAAGGACUGGGUGCCAGUGACAAAACUGGGCCGUCUUGUCAAGGACCUCAAGAUCAAGUCGCUUGAGGAGAUCUACCUGUUCUCCCUGCCGAUAAAGGAAGCUGAAAUUAUAGAUUUCUUCCUUGGCACUGCCUUAAAAGAUGAGGUAUUGAAGAUUAUGCCCGUCCAGAAACAAACCCGAGCCGGCCAGCGAACCCGAUUUAAGGCCUUCGUUGCAAUCGGAGACCACAAUGGUCAUGUAGGUCUUGGCGUAAAGUGUUCUAAAGAGGUGGCUACGGCCAUCCGAGGGGCCAUCAUAUUGGCCAAACUGUCGGUCAUCCCAGUCAGACGUGGCUACUGGGGCAACAAGAUCGGCAAGCCCCACACCGUGCCCUGCAAAGUGACAGGAAAGUGUGGGAGCGUUCUGGUGCGGCUCAUCCCCGCACCGCGCGGGACCGGUAUCGUCAGUGCACCGGUGCCCAAGAAACUGCUGCAGAUGGCAGGAAUAGAGGAUUGCUACACAAGCGCAUGUGGCUCAACGAGUACCCUGGGCAACUUUGCCAAGGCGACUUUCCAGGCGGUAGCUAAGACGUACAGCUACCUGACUCCAGACAUGUGGAAGGAGACGGUUUUCACCAAGUCGCCGUACCAGGAGUUUACUGACCAUCUGGCCAAGACCUACAAGACUGCGCAGCCCGCAGCGGCUCCGCAGCCAGCAUUCUAAAAACCCAGGAGAUUAAGUUUCCUGGUCUAGCGCCCAGAGCGGCCUAGUGAUUCGGGACUCUAAAGUGCAGUCCCAGCCUAAAACCCAGGUUACCCUGGUCUAGUGCCCAAAAGCGGCCUAGUGAUUCGGGACUCAAAGUGCAGUCCCAGGCCACUAUGGGGGCGGUUAGACCAAGGAUACCCGUGUGAUGUUUUUAUUUUACUUGAAUUAUAACUUGUAGUUCCAAAUACGUCAACACAUUUCCAAAAUAUGCAAACUGUAACAGCACUUCUCGGUGGCUGCCAAAGAAUUCUUAGUUAUGUCCAGGGGAGAUGGCAAAGAGUGUUGAAUGUGGCCAACCAGAGUUGGUGUGGGCGCGGUACAGCUGCUAUAUGCGCAAUGCAGGUUGGGGCGGCACAACAUAGGGGUCGUCGCAAGCACAACACACAGGUUGGAGCGCAACGCAACAGGUUGGGGCACGCUUACCACAGAGGAUGGGGCUGCACAACACAGAGUUGUAGGGACGCGCGCAACAAGAGGUUGGGGCUUGUGCAACGAGAUGGUUGUGGCUAGCGCAACGCAGAGGCUGUGGCACAGACCACGAGAGGUUGGGGCACGCUUACCACAGAGGAUGGGGCUGCACAACACAAGGUUGGCACGUGCACAGCAGACGUUGUGGCUAGCGCAACAGAGGUUGAGGCAGCACAACACAGAUUGUUGCAUGUGCAGUUGUAUCGGAGCUCCACAACUUUCGUUGGCCAUAUUCAACACUGUUAGUUUCAUCUCUCAAUCAAUUUGAUCAUGGGUCGCCCAACAAAACUUUCAACACCAGUAGGUAAAUGCAAAAAAAAAUCCUAAGUUUUUGAAUAAAGUCACAAUAAAUUUCAGUUCAAAUUGUAUCACAUUAUGUCUAGCAUUACAUAAGCUCCUCUAAACCCUAAUCCCCACAUCACGUGUCUUGAAUUAUUUCAGAACGUUGCUUCUAGAUCAUCAAAACCUUCACAAAAGUUAUCAAUUCUGUCAUCAUCUUCGUCGUAAAAGUAACACUUGCAUUUAGGAAUACAACUUUGAACUGAACUUUGUCACGGAAGAGAAGGAACUCUAGUUGUAAUUUUAACUUGGUUCUGCUAAAAAAAUGUGUAAGUUAAUAAGAGUGAAAUCCAAACAGCAUAUGGGGUCUGACGUUUAAUUGCUUCCAAAGAGAUAGUGGUUGCCUCAUGAAGGCGUGCAUUGAAAAAGUAAACAAAAAGAAAAUGAAA
This is a messenger RNA of Patiria miniata (bat star), 2105 nucleotides long. Its product is annotated as 40S ribosomal protein S2. The coding region runs from base 37 to 867 and encodes 276 amino acids. The record is from RefSeq and is a predicted model, not a curated record. Gene Ontology annotation, biological process: translation. Gene Ontology annotation, cellular component: ribosome; cytosolic small ribosomal subunit. Gene Ontology annotation, molecular function: structural constituent of ribosome; RNA binding. NCBI's taxonomy places the organism in Eukaryota, Metazoa, Echinodermata, Asteroidea, Valvatida, Asterinidae. The transcript has 5 exons.